This is a messenger RNA of Papaver somniferum (opium poppy), 2346 nucleotides long. Its product is annotated as plastidic glucose transporter 4-like. Gene Ontology annotation, molecular function: carbohydrate:proton symporter activity. The record is from RefSeq and is a predicted model, not a curated record. The transcript is spliced from 14 exons. Gene Ontology annotation, biological process: transmembrane transport; carbohydrate transport. Gene Ontology annotation, cellular component: membrane. Lineage: Eukaryota; Viridiplantae; Streptophyta; Magnoliopsida; Ranunculales; Papaveraceae. Bases 403 to 2043 code for a protein of 546 amino acids.
UCCAACACAUUGUUGAGUUCCCAUCCAUAGUUGGAUCACUGUUGGAAAAAUCCAACUCUAUCAACAUGAUAGAGAUGAAAUCCGGAAAUUCUACACAAACGGCCAAAGAAAUUUCUUCUUUUCUUAUUUCGGCAAAACCUAUAUUGAAAUGAGGACUUGUCACCUUGAUUAAGUAUACAUAUAUUAUUAUUCCGAGCAGCAGUAACCAUUCAGCAAAGCUAACAAGAAAUCCUGUCUCUGGUUAUAUAAUACGAGUAUUAAUCUCAAAAUCUACUAAGCACUUCGGAACUUUCAAAGCUACACUUCUCUAUUUCACGUUUAUCAAGAAGUACACACAGCGAAUUUAGAAUAUCUCAUCCUUUUCUUCGUUCGUAUCCGCUACUCUGUAGCAGGGAUUAAAAUAUGCAGGCUUCAGCAUUUUCCGUGAAAGGAAAUCUAGGUUCUGAUACUGGAAUCAUCAAUAAGUUUGGUCGAUUUAACAGUAGAAGAAUUUCACCAAGUGUGAAAAAUCUGUUGAUAACAGACAGAAAAUCUAAUUGUCAAUUAAGACUUGAUUCACGCGUUAUGGGAGCUGAACUUGCACGUGCAAGAGUUAGAGUAGAUAAUAUUGGCGGAUCAUCUGCAAAACCUAGAUUCGUCAAGGUUCAAGCAUCUGGUGAAGAUCUUGAAGCUGUACCGUCCUCUCCCAAGUCUCAAGGAACAUCAUCUGGUUCAGUUUUGCCAUAUGUUGGGGUUGCUUGUUUGGGAGCUAUUCUAUUUGGCUAUCAUCUAGGUGUGGUGAAUGGGGCACUUGAGUACCUCUCCAAGGAUCUAGGCAUUUCUGAGAAUGCUGUAUUACAAGGAUGGAUUGUUAGCACGUCCCUUGCUGGAGCUACCGUUGGUUCCUUCACUGGAGGAUCAUUGGCAGAUAAGUUUGGUAGAACAAGGACUUUCCAAUUAGAUGCCAUCCCACUUGCAGUUGGAGCCUUUCUCUGUGCCACAGCCCAGAGCGUACAGACAAUGAUAAUUGGCCGACUACUUGCUGGCAUAGGAAUUGGUAUCUCAUCUGCUCUUGUGCCACUAUACAUAUCUGAGGUAUCACCAACCGAAAUCCGUGGUGCACUUGGAUCAGUUAACCAGCUCUUUAUCUGUGUUGGAAUUCUCGCAGCAUUGGUAGCUGGAUUGCCUUUAGCAGGAAAUCCUUUAUGGUGGAGGACAAUGUUUGGUGUUGCAGUUGUUCCGUCUAUUCUAUUGGCUCUAGGAAUGGCAAUGUGUCCAGAAAGUCCUCGGUGGCUUUUUCAGCAAGGAAGGACAGCUGACGCUGAAAGAGCUAUAAAGACACUCUGGGGAAAAGAAAGAGUUGCUGAGGCUAUGCAUGAUUUACGCGCAGGCAGUCAGGGUUCUGUGGAACCAGAGGCUGGAUGGUUUGAUCUAUUUAGUUCCCGCUACUGGAAAGUUGUGAGCGUGGGGGCAGCACUUUUCUUGUUUCAACAGUUGGCUGGAAUAAAUGCUGUGGUGUAUUAUUCUACAUCUGUUUUCCGCAGUGCUGGAAUUGCAUCAGAUGUUGCUGCAAGUGCUCUUGUUGGUGCAUCCAAUGUCUUUGGCACAGCUAUAGCAUCCUCUUUGAUGGACAAACAAGGAAGGAAAAGUCUUCUAGUUACAAGCUUCUCUGGAAUGGCUGCUUCCAUGUUGCUCCUCUCUUUGUCUUUCUCCUGGAAAGUUUUGGCACCAUAUUCUGGCAACCUUGCCGUUAUUGGAACUGUCCUCUACGUGUUGUCCUUCUCACUCGGUGCGGGCCCGGUGCCAGCUCUUCUACUUCCGGAGAUCUUUGCGUCCAGAAUCAGAGCCAAGGCAGUUGCUUUGUCAUUGGGAAUGCAUUGGGUAUCUAACUUUGUCAUUGGCCUUUAUUUUCUGAGCGUGGUAAACAAGUUUGGUAUUGGUUCAGUUUAUUUGGGAUUCGCCAUGGUUUGUAUUCUUGUUGUUGUGUACAUAGCUUCCAACGUGGUGGAAACGAAAGGCAGGUCACUGGAAGAAAUAGAACGUGCUUUGACUUCUGCAGUAUGACAGUGAAAACAGGGAAGCCAUUGUAAAAGUCCUGAUUUUUUUUCUUUUUUCUUAACAGUAGUUCCUAGUUCUCCCAAAGAUAAAUAGGCUCAUGUCGUUCUAGUGUCUUUCACAUCAUUUUAAUUUUGUUAUUUAAUUGUUUGGCUUUUUGUUUUUUCCAAUAUCACUUGGGUUUUCUAUCAUCAUAACUUACAAGACUAUUAGGUUUUCUUGAACUUUAUGAAUAGAGACUCAUUGUGUUGAGGUUUUCGGAUAAGAGACAAUGGAGUUGAGUUUACAAUGAGUUGUUAAGGUUUGGUUUCA